Molecule: messenger RNA, 2718 nt
Organism: Metarhizium robertsii ARSEF 23
Lineage: Eukaryota; Fungi; Ascomycota; Sordariomycetes; Hypocreales; Clavicipitaceae
Product: large subunit of ribonucleoside-diphosphate reductase
Exons: 4
Coding region: 1-2718 (905 amino acids)
Biological process (GO): deoxyribonucleotide biosynthetic process; DNA replication
Cellular component (GO): ribonucleoside-diphosphate reductase complex
Molecular function (GO): ribonucleoside-diphosphate reductase activity, thioredoxin disulfide as acceptor; ATP binding
Source: RefSeq, a predicted model, not a curated record
AUGUUCGUCAGAAAGCGCGAUGGUCGCCAAGAGCGCGUCCAAUUCGACAAGAUUACUGCCCGCGUCUCAAGGCUGUGUUACGGCCUGGACACGGAACACGUUGAUCCUGUUGCCAUCACCCAGAAGGUCAUCUCUGGUGUCUACGGCGGUGUAACCACAGUUCAGCUUGAUGAUCUUGCUGCUGAGACCGCGGCUUACAUGACCGUCACCCACCCCGACUACGCCAUCCUCGCCGCCCGUAUCGCCGUCUCCAAUUUGCACAAGCAGACCAAGAAGCAAUGGUCUUCUGUUGUCAGCGAUCUGUACCACUACGUCAAUCCCAAGAAUGAGCGUGCCUCGCCCAUGAUUUCCAAGGACACGUACGAGUGCGUCAUGAGACACAAGGACGAGCUCGACUCGGCCAUUGUCUACGACAGGGACUUCAACUACCAGUAUUUUGGCUUCAAGACCCUGGAGCGAUCAUAUCUUCUGAAGCUCAACGGUAAGAUCGUUGAACGACCUCAACAUAUGAUUAUGCGUGUUGCUGUCGGUAUCUGGGGAGACAACAUUGAGCGCGUCAUUGAAACCUACAACCUCAUGUCAAGCAAAUUCUUCACCCAUGCCUCACCUACACUCUUCAAUGCUGGUACUCCUCAAGCCCAGCUUUCUUCGUGCUUCCUUGUGGACAUGAAGGAUGACAGUAUCGACGGCAUCUACGACACUCUCAAGACUUGUGCCAUGAUUUCCAAGAUGGCCGGUGGCAUCGGUCUCAAUGUCCACCGCAUUCGUGCCACUGGCUCUUACAUUGCUGGUACCAACGGCACCUCCAACGGCAUCAUUCCCAUGCUCCGUGUGUUCAACAACACUGCCAGAUAUGUUGACCAGGGUGGCAACAAGCGUCCCGGUGCCUUUGCAAUCUACCUGGAGCCUUGGCACGCUGAUGUUUUCGAGUUCCUCGAUCUCAGAAAAAACCACGGCAAGGAGGAAGUCCGUGCUCGUGAUCUUUUCCUUGCCCUCUGGAUUCCCGACCUCUUCAUGAAGCGUGUCGAGAAGAACGGCGACUGGACUCUGAUGUGUCCCAACGAAUGCCCUGGCCUUGCCGACUGCUAUGGUGAGGAGUUCGAGGCUCUGUACGAAAAGUACGAGCGAGAGGGCAAGGGCCGUAGGACCAUUCGGGCUCAGAAGCUCUGGUACUCCAUCCUUGAGGCUCAGACCGAGACUGGUAAUCCCUUCAUGCUCUACAAGGAUGCCUGCAACAAGAAGAGCAACCAGAAGAACCUCGGUACCAUCCGCAGCUCUAACCUUUGCACUGAGAUUGUUGAAUACUCUGCCCCUGACGAGGUGGCUGUCUGCAACCUUGCCUCUCUAGCUCUGCCUGCUUUUGUCGACUACGACGAGGGCCGCUACGACUUCAAGAAGCUCCACGAAGUCACUCAGGUUGUCGUUCGUAACCUCAACAAGAUCAUUGAUGUCAACCACUAUCCGGUCCAGGAGGCCCGCAACAGCAACAUGCGACACCGACCUAUCGGUGUUGGUGUUCAGGGUCUUGCCGAUGCUUUCCUUGCUUUGCGAAUGCCUUUUGAGUCUCCCGAGGCUCGCGAGCUGAACAAGCAAAUCUUCGAGACCAUCUACCACGCUGCCUUGACCGCCUCCAUGGAGCUGGCCAAGGAGCAGGGCCCUUACUCUACCUUCAAGGGAUCUCCCGCCUCAGAGGGUAUCCUUCAGUUCGACAUGUGGAAUGUCACGCCUUCUGACCUGUGGGAAUGGGACACUCUCAAGCAGCAGAUUAAAGAGCACGGUAUCCGCAACUCCUUGCUCCUUGCUCCCAUGCCCACUGCUAGCACAUCGCAGAUCCUCGGCAACAAUGAGUGCUUCGAGCCCUACACCUCCAACAUUUACCAGCGACGUGUCCUGGCUGGCGAGUUCCAGGUUGUCAACCCUUGGCUGUUGAAGGAUCUCGUCGAUAUGGGUCUUUGGUCUGAUGCUAUGAAGAACCGCAUUAUUGCUGAGAACGGUUCCAUUCAGAACAUCCCUAACAUCCCCGCCGAUAUCAAGGCUCUCUACAAGACUGUCUGGGAGAUUUCUCAGCGACAGGUUGUCCAGAUGGCCGCCGACCGUGGUGCCUUCAUUGACCAGUCCCAGUCUCUCAAUAUCCACAUGAAGGACCCUUCAAUGGGCAAGAUCACCAGCAUGCACUUUGCCGGGUGGAAACUGGGUCUCAAGACUGGCAUGUACUACCUGCGCACGCAGGCUGCUGCCGCUCCUAUCCAGUUCACUGUUGACCAGGAGGCUCUGAAGGUUGCUGAUGCCAAUGUUGGCAAGGACAGACUUCCCAAGAAGCGAACCGCACCUGCUGGCACCAGCUACAUGACCUCUGUAUCUGCUGUGCCCCGAGCCGCUCACCUCAGAAAGGAAGACGGCAUCAAUGCUGUCAAUGCUAACGGCAUUCCUACUCCUAGCAACACUCCACCACCUGCUGGUGCUUCCCGCCCCAUUGCUUCUCCGAGCAAGCCAGCUGCCAUCAAGGCUGACGUUGAUGAGGGCGACAGCCCCAAGGUCCUGCCCACUGAGCCCUCAGAAGCUAUCAAGGAUGAGGAGCUUGCCGAGCCCGGGACCAAGCGUUCUGGCCAGUCUGAAGAUGGCGACGAUAGCGGGGAGCGUGAGCGGGAUAUCUACUCGGAGGCCGUCCUUGCCUGCAGCAUUGAGAACCCCGAAGCCUGCGUCAUGUGCAGUGGUUAA